Messenger RNA from Taeniopygia guttata (zebra finch), 1842 nucleotides. NCBI's taxonomy places the organism in Eukaryota, Metazoa, Chordata, Aves, Passeriformes, Estrildidae. The record is from RefSeq and is a predicted model, not a curated record.
GAAGGGCCGUGCCUGCACCGAGCAGGGAAGGGCACACACACAGCCCUGGGCUCUGCUCUCUGCUCAGUUCCCUCCCUGGAAUUCCUUUUCCUGCUCGGCAGCACGGUGAGGAUGGACGCUGGCUCGGCCGGGCUGCUCGUCUCUCUCCUCCUCCUCCUCCCCAUCCUGUGGUUCCUGGCCUGGAGCAGUGACAAGAAGAGGAGCCGGCUGCCUCCUGGCCCAGCCCCGUGGCCCAUCCUGGGCAACCUGUGGCAGAAGGAUGUCCUGCCCCUCUACAAGCACUAUGAGAAGCUCAGCAGCACCUACGGCCCCAUCUUCACCGUGUGGCUGGGGCUGAAGCCAGUGGUGGUGCUCUGCGGGUACAAGGCGGUGAAGGACGCCCUGGUGGGACACUCCGAGGAGUUUGGGGGCAGACCCCAGAUCCCCCUCCUGAUGCAGCUCUCCAAAGACUAUGGAUUUGUCUCCAACAAUGAGAAGAAGUGGCGGGAGCUGCGGAGAUUCACCCUCAGCACCCUGCGGGACUUCGGGAUGGGGAAGAACUCCAUGUCCCAGAAGGUGCAGCAGGAGGCUCAGCACCUGGUGGAGCUGCUAGCAAAGCUCGAAGGCAAUGCCUUUGAGCCAAUGACCACGUUCAGACACGCCGUGUCCAACGUGAUCUGCUCCGUGGUCUUCGGGAGCCGCUACAGCUACAGCGACGUGGCGUUCCUGGAGCUGCUCAACGCUGUCGGGAACUACGUCAGCUUCUUCCUGUCCCCCAUGGCCAAGGUGUACAACACCUUCCCCAGCAUCAUGGACCGGCUCCCGGGGCCGCACAAGAGGGUCCUGGCCGACUGCCAGAAGCUGAAGGAGCACAUCCAGGAGAAGGUGCAGUUCCACCAGCUGACUCUGGACUCCAGCAGCCCCCGGGACUACAUCGACUGUUUCCUGAUCAGAGCAGAGAAGGUAGAGGGGGGCUGCCCUCCAGCCUGGCUGCAGCCGGGAGCAUCACCCAGACACACCGAAUCCACCCACCACACCCCCCUGCAGGAGAAGGGCAGCCCAGAGACCAUGUACAGCCACCAAGACCUGAUCAUGUCAGUGUUCAACCUCUUCGGCGCCGGGACGGUGACAACCAGCAACACCCUGGUGUUCUUCCUGCUGAUGCUGGCAAAGCACCCCCACAUCCAAGCCAAGGUGCAGGAGGAGAUCGAUGCCGUGGUGGGCCCUGGCCGCGCCCCCAGCACGGAGGACAAGCUGCGGAUGCCCUACACCAACGCCGUGAUCCACGAGCUGCAGCGCUUCCACAAGUCCCGCAUCGAGAACUUCCCGCGCAUGGCGACGCGGGACGUCCUGUUCAGGGGUUACACCAUCCCCGAGGGCACUCCUGUUAUUCCGGUACUUUCCUCUGUGCAUUCGGACCCAACCCAGUGGGAGAACCCUGGAAAAGUGGACCCCACACACUUCUUGGAUGAGAAGGGCGAGUUCAGGAAGCGCGAGGCCUUCAUGGCAUUCUCGGCAGGGAAGCGGAUGUGCCCCGGGGAGGCGCUGGCCCGCAUCGAGCUCUUCCUGUUCCUCACCACGCUGCUGCAGAGCUUCACCUUCCAGCUGGCCACGGAGCACAGCGAGCUGGAUUUGUUCUCCCUGUGGCUCCAGAUGGAGAGGAGGGCAAUCCCGGGCAAGUUCUUCGCUCUCCCACGCCCGGUGUCCUCCUAAGCUGGGAGAGCAGGACAAGGAAAGGCUCUCCAGGUGCCUCCAGCCCUGGCCCAGAGCGAGCCCUAUGGCCAUGAGGGCACAGCCACCACAGGAGGGACACUUCGGACUGAGAGCUUCUCCUCUGAGACCUGUUGGGCACCGGUGCCACAG